AUGUGGCAUGGGAGGAUUGGGAAAGACACUCUUGCUACUAAAAUUUACAAUGGGGAGGCCGUGGAGCGGUGCUUCAAAUAUCGUGCUUGGGUUUGUGUAAGUCAGCAAUUUCAACCCAAAACUACUUUCCAACGACUAUUAAAGCAACUUCUUCGGAAUGAAAGUGAAGAGCAAGACGAAGAUACAUUGGUCAGAAAGUUGUACCAAGUACAAAGAGACAGAAAAUGUCUCCUAGUUUUGGACGACGUUUGGGAAGUUGAUCACUGGAAUUGCUUAAGGCGUGCCUUUCCCAUUGCAGAGGCAGAUAGCAAAGUUUUUCUCACAACCAGAAAUCAAAACAUUGCUUCCAGAGGAUACGUCCUCAAUCUCAAGUGUUUGGAUGAAGAUGAAGGAUGGGAGCUCCUUCAAAAGAUAGCAUUCCCAAACAACUAUUCACAAGGAAUCGCAAAAUGGAAGCUGUUGAAGCUAUUGAGUCUCGAAAAUAGUAUUGUGAAAGAAUUGCCACCAUCUAUAUGUAAGCUACCUUGUUUGCAGACAUUGAAUGUGAAAAAUACAAUGAGAUUACCUAAUUGCAUAUACAAAAUGAAGCGCUUGAGGCAUCUAUUUAUGAAAGAUGAUCAUGAGAGGGUUGGAGGCGAAAAAUUGAAAUUUGAAGGCUUGAAUGAAUUGGAGAUGGUUGAUGAUAUCUGGGUUGGUGAUGUGGUUGAUGAUAUCACUCAUCUUCUUAAAUUGCCCAAGAUGGACAUGGAUGUCAAUACGAAUCGGGAAGAUGGCUCAACUCUUUUCAGGAGGUUGGUGAUGUGUCACUCACUACAUUACUUGAGAAUCACACAUUAUCGAGUGAGCAAAUUACCAGCUUAUGAAGUUCAACUAUAUGAAAAUGUGAUAGAAUUGCAGCUUGUGGGUACAAGGAUUGAGGAAGACCCAAUGGAAAUACUAGAAAAGCUUCCCAUGUUAAGAGUUCUUGGCUUGUGGAGCAAUCCAUAUGUGGGCAGAGAGAUAGUUUGUCGGGCAACUGGAUUUCCUGAACUCAGGGAACUUAUUUUGCAAAGGUUGUUGAAUUUAAUGGGGUGGAGAGUGCAGAAAGGAGCAAUGCUCAACCUCUCCAGUCUACUUAAUGCAGAAUGUAGUAAAUUGAAGAUGAUUCCAAAUGAAUUGGAAUUCAUUAAUACUCUCCAAGAACUGAGAAUUAUAUCUAUGCGAGAAGAGUUACUCAUUUAG
Molecule: messenger RNA, 1221 nt
Organism: Sesamum indicum (sesame)
Lineage: Eukaryota; Viridiplantae; Streptophyta; Magnoliopsida; Lamiales; Pedaliaceae
Source: RefSeq, a predicted model, not a curated record